AUGGGGGCCAAUCCCACAAAGAAUCCUGGCAACUCUGUUCCAGUUGAUCAUUUGACUGCUGUCCUCCCAUUAGAUGGUAUUCCUUGGUGGAAGCAGCGGCAUCUUUUGCGUCUUAACCUCAUCAUCCUUUCUUUGGUGUUGUACUCAUCGGCCAACGGGUAUGACGGAUCCUUAAUGAAUGGUCUUGAGGCCUUGGAUCAGUGGAAAACUUUCAUGGACCAUCCAGCCGGCGCUUGGCUUGGAUGGAUCAACGCAAUCUACUGGCUCGGAUGUGGUGUUGGAUACCCAACUGCCGCCUGGAUUGCCAAUCGAUAUGGACGAAAGCCAGGAGUUUACGUGGGAUAUAUCUUCCUGGUUCUCGGAAGUGUGCUCCAGGCAGCAGCACCAAAUGACAAGGCAUUCUUACUAGCCCGUCUAUUCUUGGGGGUUGCCUCUGCUCUGUUUGGAAACGCUGUUCCCCUCUUAAUCAACGAAAUUGCCUACCCGACCCACCGUGGAAUCCUCAAUUCUCUUUUCAUGUCAGGAUGGUACGUGGGUGGAACGGUUGCGGCUUGGGUGGUUUUCGCUUCACGGACAUACUCAUCUCAUUGGUCCUGGCGACUUCCAUCACUUCUGCAAGCGCUGGUGCCUCUUGUUGCUUUGCCUGGAUUUUUCCUCGCCCCAGAGAGCCCUCGGUGGUUGGUUUCAGUUGACCGGGAGGAGGAAGCACGUGAAAUACUCACAAAAUACCAUGCUGCGGGUGAUGCUUCCUCGCCUUUGGUCAACUACGAAUUUCAGGAGAUUCUCUCCACCAUUCGGGCAGAGAAGGAGGCAAGUAAUAACGGUUCUUAUGCAGAGAUGUUCAAGACACCUGGUAACCGUCGUCGCUUGAUGAUUUCUAUCAGCUUGGGAAUGUUUGCUCAAUGGGUUGGCAAUGGUGUGAUUUCAUACUACCUGGCCCUAAUCCUGACAUCUAUUGGAGUUACCAACGUUCGAGACCAAACUCUCAUCUCAGCUUGCCUCCAGAUGUGGGACCUUGUAUUUGCUGCAAUUGGAGCCUUUUUGAUUGAUCGGCUCGGACGCCGCCCACUUUUCUUGGCCUCAGCCGUGAUUAUGUUUGUGAGUUAUGUGCUUGUCACAGCUCUUUCGGGGUCAUUCGCGACGACAGGCGAUAGUGCAACCGGUGCUGCCGUCAUCCCUUUCCUUUUCAUUUUCUUCGCAGGAUAUUGUGUUGCGCUGACCCCCUUCCUCACCUCUUAUCCCUGCGAAAUCUGGCCCUUCCGCCUUCGAUCCCGCGGUCUGACUGUCACAUGGGUCUCCACCAUUGUUGGCAUGUUUUUCAACACAUUCGUCAACCCCAUUGCAUUGGAUGCCAUUGCAUGGAAAUAUUAUAUUGUAUUCAUUGUUGUGCUGAUGAUAUUCGGUAUUACGGCAUACUUUUUCUACCCCGAAACUAAAGGCUACUCACUGGAGCAAAUCGCCGUGGUCUUCGACGGCCCAGAUGCUCUGGUGGGAGGUAGUGCGGAGUAUAAGACCCCGGUGGGUACCCUCGACGAUUCAAAGAAUGGUUCAUCGACUGUUCAUAACGAACUGGCUUGA
Penicillium expansum is the source of this 1578-nucleotide messenger RNA. RefSeq names its product Major facilitator superfamily domain, general substrate transporter. The record is from RefSeq and is a predicted model, not a curated record. Gene Ontology annotation, cellular component: membrane. NCBI's taxonomy places the organism in Eukaryota, Fungi, Ascomycota, Eurotiomycetes, Eurotiales, Aspergillaceae. The transcript has 2 exons. Gene Ontology annotation, molecular function: carbohydrate:proton symporter activity. Gene Ontology annotation, biological process: transmembrane transport; carbohydrate transport. Bases 1 to 1578 code for a protein of 525 amino acids.